Messenger RNA from Vigna radiata var. radiata (mung bean), 1829 nucleotides. Its product is annotated as E3 ubiquitin-protein ligase RGLG4. The transcript has 11 exons. The record is from RefSeq and is a predicted model, not a curated record. Lineage: Eukaryota; Viridiplantae; Streptophyta; Magnoliopsida; Fabales; Fabaceae. The coding region runs from base 94 to 1317 and encodes 407 amino acids.
UUAUUUUAUUUUAUUAUUUAGCUUACAAUUAUUUCUUACUCUAUUCAUCGUUGUAUAUGUAUUCAACUUGUUGAAUCCCUGGUUCAAGCUACCAUGGGAAACUCGCAAGCCAAAAAGCGUCACAUUCCAUCCCCCACCGUAACCAGAAACCUGUCACCACAACUACGGCCGUCGUCGUCGCCGGAAUCAUCAAGAAAACCACCGCGAGAGCCACCACCGGCGCAACACCACGGUUCUGGAAAGCUAUCUGCGAAAGAGAAAUACGCUCUGAUUCCUGAUAACUUCACUACGCUUGAACAGGUUACAACUGCCUUGAGGAACGAAGGUUUAGAAUCAUCAAAUCUUGUUCUUGGAAUUGAUUUUACGAAAAGUAAUGAAUGGACUGGAAGUAUCUCAUUCAACAAUAAAAGCCUACAUGCUAUUGGAAAUACACCUAACCCGUAUGAGAAAGCCAUAUCUAUCAUUGGCAAGACUCUGGCUCCGUUUGAUGAUGACAACUUGAUUCCUUGUUUUGGCUUUGGUGAUGCCACCACUCAUGAUCAAGAAGUGUUUAGCUUUCACACUGAUCAUUCAUCUUGCCAUGGAUUUGAGGAAGUUUUGGCUUGUUAUCAAAAAGUUGUUCCAAACUUAAAACUUUCAGGACCAACUUCUUAUGCUCCAGUGAUUGAGGCUGCAAUAGACAUAGUCGAGCAAAGUCAUGGCCAAUUCCAUGUGUUAGUUAUUGUUGCAGAUGGCCAGGUUACGACAAGCGGUGACGAUGGAGAACUAAGUCCACAAGAAGCAAGAACUAUCAAAGCAAUAGCUGAUGCAAGUUCAUAUCCCCUGUCUAUUAUUCUGGUUGGAGUUGGUGAUGGACCUUGGGAUGACAUGAAGAAGUUCGAUGACAAGAUUCCGGUUCGCGACUUUGACAAUUUCCAGUUUGUUAACUUCACUGACAUAAUGUCUAAGAAAUCAAGCUCCUCUGAAAAAGAAGCUGCUUUUGCUCUGGCUGCUCUAAUGGAGAUACCUUUCCAAUAUAAAGCAGCCAUUGAACUAGGACUACUAGGUCGAGUAACAGGAAGGUCAAAUAAAAUUGUUCCGAGACCUCCUCCAGCUCCUUAUUCUAGGCUUGUGCCACCAGCUCGUGUUCUCAGCAAUAAUCCAACUUUCAUGGAUGAUGAGAGAAAUCAAAUGGCAUGUGCCAUUUGUCUGACAAGUAGAAAGGAUUUGGCCUUUGGAUGUGGUCACAUGACUUGCAGAGACUGUGGAUCCAGGUUAACUAACUGUCCAAUAUGCCGUCAGAGGAUCACGAAUCGUCUGAGAGUGUUUUCUGGCUGAUUGCAGAAUGGAAAACCAUGUACAAUAUGUAUUUUAACUAAAGAUAUGUUUGGAAAAAUUUCGUUCUUAAUUGUUUGUUUAGAUAAAUUUUUCCAUAAGAAAAAUAAGAAAGCAAAAAGAAUUGAGUUUCUUUUAACUAAAAUCAACUUAUCUCUUCAACUCCUGACAAAGUUGGAUAAGAGAACUUGUAGAAGAGUUAAAGUAGGUAAGUUAAUUUAAGAUAGGAAAGAAACUCAAUCCUUUGUGUAUGGAAAUAUUUGUCUGAAUAGGGUUAAGAAGAAAACUGUCUUUUGAAGAUUGAUGGCUUGGUUUUGAAGAGUGUCCAAGAAUGAUCAUGUUGUUGCACAGAAAAGGUGGUUUGGUUUCACAUUGUGGUGAUGGUUUAGGUGUUAACAAAAUUGUUCAUGUCUUGUUUGUUGUUCAAUUUGCGCAUGAAUGCCUUCUGAAUUUGAAGAAACUUAAGUUGUUGUACGAUGUAAAUAUUGUUUAUGUUGAAAUUUUAUGCAUGGUUA